Messenger RNA from Mustela erminea (ermine), 2993 nucleotides. RefSeq lists its product as uncharacterized. The record is from RefSeq and is a predicted model, not a curated record. The transcript has 2 exons. The coding region runs from base 10 to 1320 and encodes 436 amino acids. Lineage: Eukaryota; Metazoa; Chordata; Mammalia; Carnivora; Mustelidae.
AGGAACCUCAUGGACCAGGGGCUGGUGGCCCAGGCCAGGGAGGGAACCCUGGGUGGGGCUCCAGUGGGAGAGGGAGACUCAUGGAGGCAGUGGCUGGUGGGCCACUCUCUCCAGGUACCCUUCAGCCGUGGGCCCUCUAGGCCCCUCAGGAGCUCUGCCGUGGGGGCCUGUGGUGCAGGGUUCACAGACAGGGUUUCCUACCAGCCAUGCGCACCAGCUCGAUUUGGGGGAAGUGCAGUAAGGAGGAGCCAAGAGGUCCCCAAGGGAGUAAGGAAGGAGAAAUUGGAUGGGUGCAGCCCACUCUUUACUUCCCCCUCACCCCUACCUUCCUACCCUCUGGAGGAAAAUGAGGGCUUUGGUUUCCCUGGGUCAAAGGCCCUACUGAAUGGAACCUAUCCGCUGCACCAGGAAGGAGCAGUGGGGACAGACAGGUUCCUCCUGCACUACAGUUCCCUACUCCUGGAGACUCGGGCCUCUCCCGAGAGAGCUCCAGGGCAAGAGGAAUGGGUGGUUGUGGCUGCUGGUUUAAAGGUGGAACUUUCUCUGAAGCUCCUUCCCUCUGCUCUUCGUCCUUGCCUCCCCAGCAAGCCUGCCCAUCAGCCUCCUCAAGUGCACCCAGUGACCCCCUACCUUGGGGUGACUCCUGAUGAAGCACAACUCCCCGCAGGGCCGCCAGCCCACAGGGGUGGCCAUAUUUGGGCAGUUCCCAGUCCUGUGGGCUCGGCUAUCUGGGGAGCAGAUUUUGGGUCUGGAUCUCCCGGGGGAGUGGGUCCUGGGCUUGGAUCUUUCCCUAGGGGGCCAUCUUACCCCUUCCUCUCCUCCUCCUCCUUCCCCAUUGCUGUAAAUAUUUCAACGAAAUGGAAAAGAAAAAAAAAGACAAAAAAAAAAAAACAAAAAAAAAAAGAAAGAAAGAAAAUCUCAUCACUUGAAGCCACCGGGAGCCUGUGGCCCAGCCAGCCCGGGGCUUUCUCCGGAGCAGAGUGGCGCCACUGGGCCCUGGCAGCCAGGACUUCUCCGUGUAUGUGUGCAUCCCCAGCCGGGGUGGGCGGGCCGCCAGAGCAGCUUUUUACAAUCCAGAGACAGAAAACAAAAUCUAGAAGCAACAGCGAAACAAAGAACCUGUUUCCUUCCCGGCACCGUUUCUGUCGCCUCUUUCCCUGCUCCGCCUGUUCCCUGGCAUCAGUCAGCCCUCCUGGGGCGUGUACCUCACUGCCUGCCCCAGGACCGGGGCCUGUCUCCCCCUCCCCUCCCCACUGGCCCAGGGGAGGCACCCUUACACCCAAAGAUGCUUUUGCCAAGAUGGCUGCGCUGUCCCUUUGAGUUCUCGCUUCUUGUAUAUUGCUUCUGGGACUCUGGGUGUGGAGGAAGGGACUGAUUUCCCACCUAGAGCGGGUGAUGGGGGAAGAAAAGUGAAGGCAGCAGGUGGUGGGUGUGACAGGGAGGCUGGGAGUGAUGAAGUUGUCUUCUCUCUUGGGGGGAGGGGGGCCGCAAAGGUGAGAGAUCAUCUUCCCUACCCUACACCUUCCUACAGGGAAGGCAAAGCCAGGUACCAGGGUCUGCAGUCAGGACACCCUUGUACUAGGCACUCUGUCCCAAACUUUAGACUCCAGAAGCUUUGGGCUGGGGAUGUCUCCUGAGUACCUCUUCCAGCACCCUCUCUAGCCGCUCACCCUGGCCUUCCCACCCUGCCCCCCAACUCCUUGAGAGUAGGGUAGUCCCAUUGCCACAGUAGCCCAGCCCUGUCAUUGCCAUUGUCCCAGGGGUGGCCCUCCACCUCUACUCUGACCCCUUCUUGUCUCUUUUGCCCCUCCCUCUUUUCUCACAAGUGCCAUGAGUUUUCAAACAUCUUGGGUCUCAGCCUGCUGCUGCCAUAAACUACUUUGGGUUAAGGGGGGGGACUCUAGGGAGGAACUGGGGGAAAGGGACAGGUAGGUGGCUGGAGGAACCCUUUUUGCUGCUAGAAAGCCCCUCCCUUCUCCUGGGGAGCUGGGGCUGGCUUGUCCCCAUCAGUUAGGGGAGAAGGGGUCAGACCAAAGAUGGUGGUUUGUCCCAUGUAGGGAGACAGGUGUGGGGAGAAGGCAGGGUUGGGUUCCAUCUCUAGCUUUUUCGGGUAGGGAGGCUUAACCUCUCAGCUGAAUACCAUGGGUAAGUCUAGGUGGGGAAGAGAAAUAAGGGCAGGGACAGUCUUGGCCAAACCGCUCUGUGGCCUUCCUUGGCAUCACUAGGCCAGGAACUCCACUGUAGGAAGGGGCAGCCAGAGGUCUGUGAAGAGUUGGCAAGAGGAGGGAUGAUGGAGAGGGCCCAGCACGAGUCCAGCUAGCGCCAGGGGCUGCCUCUGACACCAGCAAGAGGGCUAGGAGAACAGGCUUGGUGGGAGAGUUCACCGGGGACUGGAAGUACAAUGAAGAAUCUGCUUCCUUGCCCCUGACCAGCCCUCCCCUCUCUCCAGACACUGACAAUCGGGGGAGAGAGGGUGGGGUGGGUCCCUGGGUUCCCAUUCCAGCCAAAAUCACCAAGGUGGAGUCCCAGGCCUCAGAGCUGCAUGGCAGGGCCCCCUGGUGGGGUUGGACACCACUGCAGCCUAGUGCAAAGCCACCCCCAAGAGCCCAGGUGUCCCCUCACCCCAACCAGACCUGGUGCCUUGACACCCCACCCCAGCUGGGACGGUAUAGAGAAGGAAGGGUCUUGGUUUCCUCUCCUACUCCCUUCCUUGGGCUCCUGAAUUCAUUUCCUUUUAAAUCUAGUAUUUUUCUCUUUUUUCGGGGGGGGGGGGUAUUUUUUGUUUGUUUGUUUCCCUUGCCUUCCUUUCUGUCUCUACCACUUUCCCUGUGUCUUUCUCACUGUUUCUGUGUUCCUCUUUCACCCUUGAUUUCUCCGUGUCCAUUCGGGCCUCCUCCCCUCUCCCAUCCCUUCCCCGCCCCCCCAUCCCUCCUUGGUCUCCUUUUCGAUAUGCCAAACCAAUUUUGGGUCGAGUGCAUUUAACGAGAACAAAA